AUGCAUCAGGACUCUAUCAGCUCGCCCAAGAUUUCCAAUGGCCCAGGCUAUAGCACGCCAUACGCAUGCUACCUCCAUGCCACGGCCUGGAUUUUACGGAGAGCUGUCGCAUACAUGACUGGCACCGGCGAACUCUUCGACAAGUUCACAACAGUCACGACUCCCGGCCUAGGUGAGGGCAGGGUCAACAUCUCGGUCUGCAUUCCUCGCCUUGCGGGCACCACUCAAAGCGUGCGCCCCCUCGUCUUGGUCGCUGAGGGAGGUGGCUUCAUUUUGGGCCAACCUUCUGAUGGAGAACACAUCGACCGGUCACUCUGCGACAAGGUGGGAGCAGUCAUCAUAUCGGUUGACUACGCCAAGGCACCGCGAUACCCUUAUCCGCACGCACUGCUCCAGCUCUAUGAAGUUCUCAAAUGGGCUCUGAGCCCGGCCGCCAAGGAAACACUUGAUGUCACCAUAGACCCAUCACGAGUCGCAAUCAUGGGAAACUCUGCCGGCGGUAACCUAACAGCCAGUCUGUCGCUGCUUCUAUCGUUUACUUCCGGCCCAUGCGCUGAGUUCCGGAGUGCACUCCCCUCGAAUUUCCACCAAGUCCUCCAGGUUCUACUCUAUCCCAGCGUCGACCUCAAUCGUAGCUAUGACGAACGUCUGGAUGAUUGUGACCAAGAGACUCAAGCUUCAAGCUUGCCCUCAUGGGCAGCGACAACGAUGGAGGCAUCAUACCUACCUCCCUAUGUCGACAAGUCUCAAGUGUUUGUCUCGCCGUUGAUGGCUGAGGUUUCUCUGCUUAGAACUCUUCAACCCCCUUCGGCGAUUGUCAUGGUUGCAGGGAAGGAUUGUUUGAAAUUGGAAGCUGAGAAGUACGUUGAAAACCUCAAGAUGGCUGGCGUCAGUGUGACCAAGUACGAAUAUCCUGCAGCGAUCCAUGGAUUCAGUCAUUACAAAGAGAAUAACAAGGGCUUUCGGAAGGAGGACGUGGAACACUGCUGGGAACAGAUAGUCCGCGCUCUUCAAGUGAGCUUCUGCACAGACGAGGCUUCAGCCUGA
Messenger RNA from Fusarium keratoplasticum, 1047 nucleotides. RefSeq names its product Abhydrolase-3 domain-containing protein. The transcript has 2 exons. NCBI's taxonomy places the organism in Eukaryota, Fungi, Ascomycota, Sordariomycetes, Hypocreales, Nectriaceae. The coding region runs from base 1 to 1047 and encodes 348 amino acids. Gene Ontology annotation, molecular function: hydrolase activity. The record is from RefSeq and is a predicted model, not a curated record.